Drosophila teissieri is the source of this 1346-nucleotide messenger RNA. RefSeq names its product glycoprotein-N-acetylgalactosamine 3-beta-galactosyltransferase 1. The record is from RefSeq and is a predicted model, not a curated record. NCBI's taxonomy places the organism in Eukaryota, Metazoa, Arthropoda, Insecta, Diptera, Drosophilidae. Gene Ontology annotation, cellular component: membrane. The coding region runs from base 185 to 1213 and encodes 342 amino acids. Gene Ontology annotation, molecular function: N-acetylgalactosaminide beta-1,3-galactosyltransferase activity. The transcript has 3 exons.
CGAGCCCAUCGAGCAGUCGACGAUCAGCUGGCGGCGAUGAGCGACACCGCGAAAUGCAUUCGCUGUGCCCCCGGCUCGUUUUGUAAGCGCUCCACUCCAGUGCCCUCCAGUUCCCCCCAGCGGAAGCGCCAAAUGCCAGCCGGAGCUGGUUAGUUGCAGCCAGGAACUCGCUGCCACUCUCGCCAUGUACCGCAAUAUACUCUGCCUGGCACUGGGCCUCAUCGUGGGCAUUCAGCUGACGGAUUUCCUGGAGUACUUCCAGCUGACCGACAGCCAGUUCGCGAGCACGGCCAUCACGCAGCUGGAAGAGGGGGCCACGCCCCAGGUGGCGACGGAGGAGGAGCUGGCCCUCUGGCUGCACAACGAGACACGGGUGCUCUGCAUGGUGCUGACCCUGCCGAAGAAUCACCAAACCAGGGUGCGGCGGGUGAAGGGCACGUGGGGCAGGCGCUGCAACAAGCUGAUCUUCAUCAGCAGCCAGGAGGAUCGGGAGCUGGGCGUCAUCGAUGUGGGCGUGCCCGAGGAACGGAAUAACCUGUAUCUGAAAAUGAGGAAAGCCCUGGAGUAUGUGUACCAGAACCACGGCGAGGACUACGACUGGUUUCUCAAGGCGGAUGAUGACACCUUUGUGAUAAUGGAAAACCUGCGGUUCCUGCUCUAUCCCUACGAUCCCGAGGCAGCGCUCUACUUUGGCCACCGAUUCCGCACCACCUUUCCGCAGGGCUACAUGUCCGGCGGAGCUGGCUAUGUGAUGAGCCGGGAUGCACUGCGUCGGCUCAAUCUCUUCGCCUUCAACAACAGCCAGUUCUGUCCGAUCAACAACAUGUCCGAGGACCGGCAGAUUGGCUUCUGCCUGCAGAAUGUGGGCGUAGUGGCUGGCGAUUCGCGGGAUGAGGAAGGUCGGGAUCGAUUCCUGCCCUUGUCUCUCAAGUUCAUGCUGCCCACGUUCCCCACCAACAAUUGGCUGCCCAAACUGGCAUUUUACGAACCAGUGAAUGAAACUGGCUCGACGUCGGGAAUUAGCUUUCACUACGUCAAGAUCCAUGAGUUCGAAAUGUACGAAUACCUGCUUUAUCGACUACGGAUUUUCGGAACUCCCUUAUCCCAGAGAUCGCUGCCAUCCAGACUGGGACCCGAUGAACUGCAGAACCAGCUCAAUCAGUGGGCUCAGGAGAACAGCACGAAUUCCAACGCGUGGCUACAGCAAGACUAAUGUAUAAGAGUCUAUUUAACAGUAUCCAUAGAGUACAUACAUUUAAGACUCAUUUUAUAUUUACCCAUAGUCAAACAGAACAAGCUUUUAGAUUCUUAAGAAUAUCAUUAAAUAGAUGCCCAUUGUUUUCAUA